UUAUGUGACUAGGACCAAAAAGGUGCAAUUUUUGACUCAGGUGGUAGAGACGUCUUUACCACCGUGAUCAAAAACUGCACCUUUUUGAUUCGAGUAACAUAUACAAUGGUGGAAUAUCACUGAAAAGUCAAAUUGCAAUCAGAAUUUGACACAACUGUGACGAAAAACUGGGAGAAAAUCAGUUUUCGGUUUGGCCCUUUAUAUGCCUUAAUAAUUGUUAGUUGGAUGAUCAGCUACCGAUAGGGAAAUGCCAAAGAAAAUCGCAAUUUUAGGAGCUGGGCCCUCCGGAUUGGUUGCAGCCAAAGAAGCACUGCAAAAUGGUCUCAUUCCUACGAUUUUCGAACGUGAAAGUGAUAUUGGUGGUGUGUGGAGUCCAAGCGGAGCCGUUUGGAAUACAAUGCAUACAAACAUCUCGAAAUUCACCACAUCGUUUGGAGACUUUCACUGGCCUCCGGAUGCUGAAAUGUUUCCAUCAGCAGCGGCAAUGUUAAAUUACUUGAACGAAUAUGCGAGCCGGUGGAAUGUCAGGGACUACGUAAAAUUCAAUUCGAAAGUGGUGAAAGUGUCGGCAAUGAACAACAAAUCGGAGGACGUUGGUUUGAAUGGGUGGACUGUUCAAUGGAUUGAAAACGAUUCGUCGGUACAAACAGACUCAUUCGAGGGGGUAAUUGUUGCAACCGGAAUUUUUUCCAAAGCUCACAUACCUCAAGACAUACCGGGACUAGAUAGCUUUCGUGGAAAAGCAAUUCACAGUAAAGAGUACCGGUCAGGCGAAAUAUUUGCUGGGAUGAGGACUUUGACUGUUGGAGGUAGCUUUAGUGGAGCAGAAAUAGCAUCGGACGUUUCCAAUCAUGCUUCCGUAUCGUAUCAUUGUUUUCGCGAGCCAUUUUGGAUAUUAAAGCGACAUCUUCCAGACAAGAAAAGCGGAAGGAAAAGCCUGCCGCUGGACCUGCUAUUUUACACUCGAAGUUUUUACCAGUUAACAACAACAACAGCCUCGGUUGACGAAUCUAGUACUUCCAAAAAUAAGUACAUGGCCAGCAUAUGUGAAGAGCAGCAGAUCAUUCCCGAAUUAUCAAUCGAUCCGCAACAUUUCAAUCGACCUUACUAUGUGACGGUAUCCGAUAAAUAUUUACAUCAAGUCGAACAAAAGACGCUCGUUCCUAUACGACAACCGAUAUCGGAAAUCAGCGGCAGUACAGUUCGCUUUCGAAAUGGCGACACACUCGAUGUUGACGCAAUUAUCUUCUGUACCGGCUACAAUCCAGAGCUGAACUUUCUGGACAACGACAUUUUACAAAAAAUAUUGUAUGAUCAAACGGAUCGCCUUCAGCCGGUGAUAUUGUUCAAAGAAUGUUGCCAUCCAGACGUGAAAAAUAUGUUUUUUGUCGGCAUGUACAAAGGACCCUACUUUUCAGUCAUAGAACAACAAGCCAGAUUCGCAGCUAGAGUGCUAAGUGGAAGAGUCUCGUCACCCAAUGCCACUGCUAUGUCGGAAGGGUUGAAAAUUGAAGAAACCAUUCGAAAUACCCAUCCGCGGCAACAGUUUCCGCAUCCCGAAUAUGUUCUCUUUGCUGACGAAAUAUCGCAAUGCGCCGGAAGUUUUCCAAAUUUGCAGAAGUUUCGGAAAAGCAGUUGCACGCUAGCCGAUGCAUUCGGUGUACCGUUGAAGGAAGAUGCGCUGCAUCUUGAGCAGCAAAAAAGUGAAUUAUACGAACGAUUUAUGAGCGAACCAGUGACACCAAGCCACUACAACUUAGUUCAUGAUCCAGUGGCAACAAUAAAUCGAAUGGAUGUGGUUAAGGAAAUUAUAGCGAAAAUGUAAAACUUUUCUGUUUGAAACGGCAAA
This is a messenger RNA of Bradysia coprophila, 1849 nucleotides long. RefSeq names its product flavin-containing monooxygenase 5-like. Gene Ontology annotation, molecular function: NADP binding; N,N-dimethylaniline monooxygenase activity; flavin adenine dinucleotide binding. The record is from RefSeq and is a predicted model, not a curated record. Lineage: Eukaryota; Metazoa; Arthropoda; Insecta; Diptera; Sciaridae.